Pocillopora damicornis (cauliflower coral) is the source of this 1203-nucleotide messenger RNA. RefSeq names its product glutathione S-transferase kappa 1. The record is from RefSeq and is a predicted model, not a curated record. Gene Ontology annotation, biological process: glutathione metabolic process. Gene Ontology annotation, cellular component: mitochondrion; peroxisome. Gene Ontology annotation, molecular function: glutathione peroxidase activity; glutathione transferase activity. NCBI's taxonomy places the organism in Eukaryota, Metazoa, Cnidaria, Anthozoa, Scleractinia, Pocilloporidae.
UGUAAUUUACAUGAAUAUUCUUCUUUUGUUAAAAAGCCGCUGUGCACUAUAGAGCCUUCAGUCAAACAUGACGUUAGCGAAAAGAACUGUAGAGCUUUUUUACGAUGUUAUUUCACCAUAUUCUUGGAUCGCGUUUGAGGUCCUUUGUCGGUAUAGACCCAAAUGGAAUUUAGACUUGCAAUUCCGUCCUUUUUUUCUGGGAGGAAUAAUGGCAGGCUCAGGUAACAGACCUCCAGCAAUGGUCCCAGCUAAAGGUGUUUACAUGAUGAAAGAUAUUCAACGAAUGCAGGAGUAUUAUGGAAUCCCUAUUAUUCCACCUUCUGUGAGUAUCGAUAUCAAGAUUUUAUCUUUUGUGUGCACAAAAGUUGGAUUAAGUGCAGAUGAAACUCAGGCUCUCAUUAGUAAGACUAAAGACCAGGAAAUCAAGGAUACUUUGAAGGAGACCACACAGAAGGCUCUUGAUUUAGGGGCCUUUGGAGCUCCGCUGAUUGUCGCCCAUGUCAAUGAUGAGCCUCACACGUUUUUUGGCUCUGACAGAUUUCUCCUGAUUGCCCACUUGCUAGGAGUGGAAUGGGAAGGUCCAUUGAGGUCUCAAAACUCGAAACUUUAACAUUAGUCUCAAACUGUAACUGAACCAACCGGGAAUGUUUUGCAACCUGGACUCACUGUUUGAUCUUGAAUACCAAAACGAUCAAAGAAGUCCCGAUGAAGUAAAACCGUUUUCAAGCUUCCAGGAAAAUGAAAACAACCUUAAACUCUCUAUAAUGAUAAUGCAAUGUACACUGUGGAAUAAAUGUUCUCGCACAUGGUAGACUUUCUGAAGCUUCUGAACCGCCAAUAGAUCCAACAGCCAAAUAUGAUUGAACAAACCUUUGAGAUAUUUUGUAUGUCACCCAUUUCUCACUUAAACCCUUUCCUUACUAAUAUCUCGAUGAAAAGCCUCCUUACUCUCUGUAAUACAUUUCUUUCAAAGUUUGUUUUAAGAAUUUGGUGUUGGAUCAAAUGAUAAUACCCUCGUUCUUAUUUUUCUUUAUUCUCAUCACUUGUCUACUUGCUAUUGUAUUAAUAUUGUAAGGGGGAAUUCUCGUUUGGUCACUUAUUGGAGUAAAAAAGUUAAACAAGCAUUACGGUUGUUGUAGAAGCCGUAAGUUCCAAAUAAAACACUUUGAAUUAAAAAUAAACUGGUGAGAAAGAUGUGUUUAA